Molecule: messenger RNA, 2496 nt
Organism: Equus quagga
Lineage: Eukaryota; Metazoa; Chordata; Mammalia; Perissodactyla; Equidae
Gene: RNF114
Product: ring finger protein 114
Exons: 6
Coding region: 20-706 (228 amino acids)
Biological process (GO): ubiquitin-dependent protein catabolic process; protein polyubiquitination
Molecular function (GO): ubiquitin protein ligase activity
Source: RefSeq, a predicted model, not a curated record
CCUGCUCUGCGACGGCAAGAUGGCGGCGCAAGUGCAGGAGGCGGCGGCUGGUGCUCCGCUGGCGGGACCCGCGGCGGAGGCCGACCCCCUGGGCCGCUUCACGUGUCCCGUGUGCUUGGAGGUGUACGAGAAGCCGGUGCAAGUGCCCUGCGGACACGUCUUUUGCUCUGCAUGCCUGCAGGAAUGUCUGAAGCCGAAGAAGCCUGUCUGUGGGGUGUGUCGCAGCCCUCUGGCGCCUGGCGUCCCAGCCGUGGAGCUCGAGCGGCAGAUUGAGAGCACAGAGACUUCUUGCCAUGGCUGCCGUAAAAAUUUCUUCCUAUCCAAGAUCCGGGCCCACGUGGCUACUUGUUCCAAAUACCAGAAUUACAUCAUGGAAGGUGUGAAGGCCACCACCAAGGAUGCAUCCCUUCAGCCAAGGAAUGUCCCAAACCGUUAUACCUUUCCUUGCCCUUACUGUCCUGAAAAGAACUUUGAUCAAGAAGGACUUGUGGAACACUGCAAGUUGUCCCAUAGCACGGAUACCAAAUCUGUGGUCUGUCCAAUAUGUGCCUCGAUGCCCUGGGGAGACCCCAACUAUCGGAGCGCCAACUUCAUAGAGCACAUCCAGCGCCGGCACCAGUUUUCUUACGACACUUUUGUGGAUUACGAUGUGGACGAAGAGGACAUGAUGAACCAGGUGUUGCAGCGCUCCAUCAUAGAUCAGUGAGCAGCCUCUGCCGUCCGCUCGUGCUCCAGGGCUUCCGUUACAUGUUGGCGUGAAGCGUGUGACUCUCACACCUUCAGUGUACAGCAGACCUGGAAGUGAGUGUGGUAUUAGAUAGGGUCACUUCCAAGAGGGAGCAGGUCCCCAGAUCAGAGCCCUCCUCUCCUUUGGGCUCUUCUCCUCCUGUUAACCCUGUUUGUCAUGUCUGGUCGUUUAUGGCUCCUCCUCUGAUAGAGAACCCAGCUUCUCCACCUGUCCUUGUUUCACACUUGUUCCUCCCGCCCGGUGUUCAUCUCUCAGGUCCUCUCAGCCAGCCAGGACCUUUUUGGGUCGUGAAUAGCACAAAUGAGACAAGCGUCUCCUCUCCUUGUCCCUGAGGGGUGUGGGCUCUGGCAGUGGUGCCUCUGGCCAGCAGUGGGGCUCCGUCUGUGCUGGUGAAGUUCCUGGGAGCUGCUCCUUGGCAGCAGCUGCCAAAAGCCAGAGUUCCCUGCUGGGGACCAUUUGAAAAGGCAGAUUGGGGUGAUUGUUUUGGGUUUAGCAUGGUCCGAUGCUGGAAGUUUUGAUUAGUGAUAUUUUCCUACCACUCCUGCACACCCUUAGAAUUAACUGGUUCAGUCUUAAAUGCCUGCAUGGUGCCUUUCUAGGAUAAGGUGUAACCAUAUAUUUUUAGUGAAAAUAAAUGUUUCUAGGUUAGAAAGGUUAAACUCCAUUUAUCCAUAAGUGAGGGAGAAGGGUCGGCUUUGAGAGGUGGGAGGGCCAUAGCUUUCUGGUUCAAAUUUUCUGACUAAUGAGGUAUUUUUCAAGUGACUGGGUCAUUUUUACCUCUCUGUUUGGGAGCUGCUUACAUUCUUGUCCUUGAAGCACGAAAAGGAGUCCUCAGAUGAAGAAGGAAGAGGUUCGGGGGUUCCAGUGGAUCCUAGUUCUUUUAUUUGGUAACUUAGCUUAAAUGAACGUUGCUUUUCUAUCAUGAGUGGUUUCCUUAUGAAACUGGUUUCAGCUUGUCAAUCAGUGUAUGAAAACCUGCCUUCUAAAGCAGAGAGAGGCUGCAGGAUACCCAGCGUCACAGCUUGCUGUCUCUUCUGACGAGACAUACUGUUCAGAAGCCACCUCACGUCUCCUGGCAGCACUUGUUAAUAGAAGCGCUGUCUGCCGGAAACUUGCUUUGGUAACAGCUCGCGAAGCUUGAGGGUCAGCAUGUUUCAUGAAUUUUAAUAAAUACAAAGCUAAGUGCUGUCAGUCUAAUCUGAGGGGCAGAACCUCUCAGCCACCAAAAGGCGUCUGGGUUUAAGUUUGUUUUUCAUGUCAGACCUCUCUAGUCUGAAUAUGGAAGUUUUUUCUGGUCAGUGACUGAGGUUGCAAGUGAAAGAGGGCUUUAGGCCUGAGCACUGCUGCUGUGGGCCCUUCCCACCUGCCAGUAAGAGCUGCUGAUGCCUGGUAACCAGCAAAGAUGGGGCCCUUCUGGGGCAGAAUAAUUUUUUCUAAUGUGCUGUUGCUUGAGAGGGCCCACAUGUCAAUGGUCAGCUUCUUUACUGUAUUUUCUGGAAAAAGUUCACUCAGACCUCCCUGAAUUGAGAUCAUCUCGGUCUAAGUUUAGAGGGAAAUUUGGCAAAACCUUCAUUUGAGGAAACUGAUGAGAGCAUGUCCGUCUCGCUGGUGGUACCAAGAAACUGAUUUCCUUGUAUUAAGUGCACUUCAUGUAUUUCUAAUAAGAUGACUUUCCAGAAAGUGAAAUUUGUUAUGUUCUGGCUUUUAAAAGGUGAAAUAUAAAUAAAUUUCAUAAUUUAUCCAGCUGA